Molecule: messenger RNA, 1125 nt
Organism: Neurospora crassa OR74A
Lineage: Eukaryota; Fungi; Ascomycota; Sordariomycetes; Sordariales; Sordariaceae
Exons: 2
Coding region: 1-1125 (374 amino acids)
Source: RefSeq, a predicted model, not a curated record
AUGGCAAGUAUUUCUACCUCCAGGCUUAUUUCCCAUCUACAAAAAAAUCUCUUUGCUGCUCAAUCCCGCCCUCUUCCUCCCUCGCACAUCUCUGCUCGGGGACUACAAGCAUCUUCUCAUUUUCCCACCAACACCGCUUCUCACCCCGCUAACACCCCUUCUUACCCUGCCAACACCCCUUCUUACCCUGCCAACACCCCUUAUUACCCGGUCAACACCCCUAUUCCGCCCCUCAGGACCAGCAACCCCGUUAGGAGCAACCAACCCGUUAGUCUCACCGUCUACCCCGAACCCACCAACCACGCCAUUAGCAACAACGGGCCAAAUGGAAAUGGAAACAUCAUUCCACUCAAUAGUGCCAAUCCACUCGACAACAAUCAGCCAUUCGGACACCACUAUCCAACCAACAACCCAACGGGUGCUUCGCUUCACAAUGUGGCACCGCACUCACUUCAAAAUCAUGAUGGUCAACCCAUGAGUUCCGAUUAUCAUCCAAAUAACCACCACCUGGCCGGCACUCCCAAUCUUGGAGUUAGUCACAACGCCGUCCCCAAUCAUCCUCAGCCUCAUCCUGCGGCUCCAUCAGCCCACGCCACCACUCACAUGCCUUCUGUCAUGGCGAGACCUGCUGUCGCAAGCCCUCCUGCCGCGAGACCUGCUGUCAUAAGACCUCCUCGUCCAAGUGGCCAACCUCGCGUUUGCAAGGGUUCUCGGAAGCAAGGCGUCCACUACCCUUGCGUCAGAAACCCCCCUAAUAGGGUUUGGAAGACCAAGGGCCACGCCAGGACGUGCCGUGAAUGUUUGGCAAAUAAGCCGUCCGAAAAAGCAUGCAGGCAUAUGGACGCGCUGGAGGCAGCCGGAUUGGAGCCCUGCUCGAAUUGCUAUGUGAAGGCAGCCAGGGGUAACGGGGGCUUGUGUGCGGACUGCCUGGCGGACAAGGAAGCUAAUUCCAAAUUGAGAAAGCAAGGAAAAGGCAAGGGAAGGAAGAAGGGUGACGAUAACGUGCCGAGGGGCGGCCCUGGCGGUGGUCCGCCCAAGGGAAAUGGUGGUGGUGGUGGGGGGUCGGGCCCGGCUCCUGGUGCGGUUGGUGUCGUACUGAGCGGCAUCGACCAAAUGGCCUACUAG